AUGGCUGCCAUUUACGAUGACAACUAUCCCAUGGCGCAGUCUGACUACUAUGCACCGGGUGAAGAAAUGAUGGAGGGAAUGGCCAUGCAGGAUGAGGAUAUCACUCAAGAAGAUUGUUGGACCGUGAUCAGCUCGUUUUUCGAAGAAAAGGGUCUGGUGCGUCAGCAGCUCGACUCGUUUGAUGAAUUCGUUCAAAAUACCAUGCAAGAGCUUGUGGACGAGAAUCCUACACUAGUGUUACAGCAUGUUGGUGGUGAUGGCGAUGUCACUAAACGUUACAUUAUUGAUUUCGGCCAAAUCUACCUGUCAAAACCUACAAUGACUGAAGCCGAUGGUAGCACAGCACCCAUGUUUCCACACGAAGCUCGUAUUCGCAAUUUAACAUAUGCAUCACCAUUGUAUGUGGAUAUGAGCAAACGGACACAGGUAGCUGUACCACAGGACCCUGACAAUCCGAUCAAGAACAUCAAUGAGCAAUUUGUGGAUGAGAGUGGAGGAGAAGCAGCACCCGUCAAGAACAAGGUGUUUAUCGGCAAAGUCCCCAUCAUGUUACGAUCGUCUUAUUGUAUCUUACACGACAUGCCGGAGACACAAGUGCACGAAUUGGGUGAAUGUUCGUUUGAUAUGGGUGGCUACUUUGUUAUCAAUGGAUCCGAAAAGGUGUUGAUUGCUCAAGAGCGUAUGGCCACCAAUACCGUCUAUGUCUUUGCCAAAGCGCCUCCCUCCAAUGUCCAAUACACAGCUGAAAUCCGCUCUGCACCUGAACGUGGUUCCAAGCAGGCUUCUCCUCUUUAUAUCAAAAUGUUACGAUCGACAGCUGAACGUGGAUCCAGUGGUCAAUCCAUUCGUGCUACCUUACCCUAUAUUCGUUCUGAUAUUCCUAUUGUGGUGGUGUUCCGUGCCUUGGGCCAAGUCUCCGAUCGCGACGUCUUGUCCCAUAUUUGCUAUGACCAGAACGACUAUGAGAUGUUGGAGAUGUUGAAGCCAUCGAUUGAGGAAGCAUUCGUGAUUCAGGACCAGGAUAUUGCAUUGGAUUACAUUGGCAAGCGUGGUUCGACGGUGGGUGCUACACGUGAGAAGCGUAUCAAGUAUGCGACCGAGAUUUUACAAAAAGAGUUGCUUCCUCACGUCGGCACAGAGUAUCGCAAUGAGACGCGCAAGGCCUACUUUUUUGGUUACAUGAUCCAUCGUUUGUUAUUGGCAGCUUUGGAACGAAGAGAAUUGGAUGAUCGUGAUCACUAUGGCAAGAAGCGUAUGGAUUUGGCAGGUCCCUUGAUGGCGGGUCUUUUCCGAUUGCUCUUCCGAAAAUUGACCAAGGAUGUCUCAAAGUACUUGCAAAAGUGUAUCGAAUCAGGACGUGAAUUCAACUUGACACUGGCUGUCAAGAGCAAUACCAUCACCAAUGGUCUCAAAUACUCUUUGGCUACGGGUAACUGGGGUGAUCAGAAAAAGGCCAUGCAAAGUCGUGCGGGUGUGUCCCAAGUGCUCAACCGAUACACAUUCGCUUCCACCUUGUCCCAUUUGCGUCGUUGUAAUACACCCAUUGGUCGUGAUGGCAAGCUUGCCAAGCCGCGUCAAUUGCAUAAUACGCACUGGGGUCUCGUAUGUCCUGCUGAAACUCCCGAAGGUCAAGCAUGUGGUCUUGUCAAGAACCUUGCUCUCAUGUCUUACAUCUCUGUCGGUUCAGCAGCCAAUCCUUUGUUGGAGUUUUUGGAAGAAUGGGGUAUGGAGAACUUGAUGGAGUUGGCACCUACCAGUAUCCCAUCCGCCACCAAGAUCUUUGUCAAUGGUGUUUGGGUGGGUGUGCAUCGUGAUCCUGGAGAGCUUAUCUACUCGUUGCGUCAAAUGCGUCGUUCGGUGGAUAUUUCACCUGAAGUCUCAAUUGUGCGUGAUAUUCGUGAGAAGGAAUUGAGGAUCUAUACCGAUGCAGGCCGUUGUUGUCGUCCCUUGUUCUUGGUGGAUGAGACUCAGCGCCUUGUUUUGAACAAGCAACAUGUGGAUAGAUUGCAAAAUCCUGAAGAUGGUUAUGGAUGGCAGAAUCUUAUUCAAGAUGGUAUCAUUGAAUACCUCGAUGCUGCUGAAGAGGAAACGGCCAUGAUUUGUAUGACACCCGAAGAUUUGGCAGAGUCACGUGAAACAAUGGAAUUUGGUGCACCUUUGCAACCUGAACGUGAUCUUGCAGCUCGUGUGAAGAGUCAACGUGGUGGCUAUUCUCAUACGUGGACCCAUUGUGAAAUUCAUCCUAGUAUGAUCUUGGGUAUUUGUGCCAGUAUUAUUCCUUUCCCUGAUCACAACCAGUCACCUCGUAACACGUAUCAAUCUGCUAUGGGUAAACAAGCUAUGGGCGUCUACUUGACAUCGUACCAGAUUCGUAUGGAUACGUUGGCCAACAUCUUGUAUUAUCCUCAAAAGCCAUUGACGACAACACGAUCUAUGGAGUACCUUCGUUUCCGUGAGCUCCCUGCUGGUCAAAAUGCGAUUGUGGCUAUUCUUUGUUACUCUGGUUACAACCAAGAAGAUUCGGUGAUUAUGAAUCAGAGUGCUAUUGAUCGUGGUCUUUUCCGUUCCUUGUUCUAUCGUACCUACAUGGAUGCAGAAAAGAAGACGGGUAUCAUGUUUAUGGAGGAAUUUGAAAAGCCAACACGUGAAUCGACCACACGUCUCAAGCAUGGCACGUAUGAGAAAUUGGAUGAUGAUGGUUUGAUUGCACCUGGCACGCGUGUCUCUGGUGAUGAUAUUAUUAUCGGCAAAACAGCACCCAUCCCACAAGAUUCGGAGGAAUUGGGUCAACGUCUUGAAUCGCAUACCAAGCGUGAUACAUCCACACCUUUACGCUCCACUGAAACGGGUAUUGUGGAUCAAGUCAUGUUGACGACCAACCAGGAUGGUCUCAAGUUUGUCAAGGUGCGCGUACGAUCCACUCGUGUUCCUCAAAUUGGUGACAAGUUUGCUUCGCGUCACGGUCAAAAGGGUACCAUUGGUAUGACGUAUCGUCAAGAAGACUUCCCCUUCACCGCAGAGGGUAUCACGCCCGAUUUGAUUAUCAAUCCACACGCUAUUCCUUCUCGUAUGACCAUUGGUCACUUGAUUGAAUGUUUAUUGGGCAAGGUGUCUACCCUGACAGGCAAUGAAGGUGAUGCCACACCAUUCACUGAGGUCACCGUUGAGGCGAUUUCUCAAGCUUUGGCAGAGCAAGGAUUCCAGCAGCGUGGUUUCGAAGUCAUGUACAAUGGAUUUACGGGUCGCAAGUUGAUGGCUCAAGUGUUUAUGGGUCCCACUUAUUACCAACGUCUUAAGCACAUGGUGGAUGACAAGAUCCAUAGUCGUGCACGUGGUCCUGUUCAGAUUCUUACGCGUCAACCUGUGGAAGGUCGUUCACGUGAUGGUGGUUUGCGUUUCGGUGAAAUGGAGCGUGAUUGUAUGAUUAGUCAUGGUGUGGCUCAAUUCUUAAAGGAACGAUUAUACGAUGCAUCGGAUGCAUACCGUGUCCAUGUGUGUGAUAUUUGUGGUUUGAUGGCUAUUGCCAACCUCAAGCGUAAUCAUUUCGAAUGUCAAGCUUGCAAGAACAAGACACGUGUGUCCGCUAUCCACAUUCCCUAUGCAUGCAAACUUCUUUUCCAGGAACUCAUGGCUAUGAACAUUGCCCCACGCAUGUUUGUCGACGCAUAA
Messenger RNA from Lichtheimia ornata, 3669 nucleotides. RefSeq names its product DNA-directed RNA polymerase II subunit RPB2. Gene Ontology annotation, biological process: DNA-templated transcription. The coding region runs from base 1 to 3669 and encodes 1222 amino acids. Lineage: Eukaryota; Fungi; Mucoromycota; Mucoromycetes; Mucorales; Lichtheimiaceae. The record is from RefSeq and is a predicted model, not a curated record. Gene Ontology annotation, cellular component: RNA polymerase II, core complex. The transcript has 7 exons. Gene Ontology annotation, molecular function: DNA-directed RNA polymerase activity; ribonucleoside binding; DNA binding.